Molecule: messenger RNA, 2493 nt
Organism: Bufo bufo (common toad)
Lineage: Eukaryota; Metazoa; Chordata; Amphibia; Anura; Bufonidae
Gene: FKBP8
Product: FKBP prolyl isomerase 8
Exons: 10
Coding region: 137-1387 (416 amino acids)
Molecular function (GO): peptidyl-prolyl cis-trans isomerase activity; protein binding
Source: RefSeq, a predicted model, not a curated record
UUUACAUCCUGUUACCGGAAGGGCUGCUCGGUUCAGGUGGGAGCCCCUGGGCAGCCGCAGGUGUCAUCUCUAGUUGCUCGGUGACAGGUAGAGCGGUAGCUGCAGGUGAUUUAUUCUUCCUAUCUACAUCCAGAGGAUGGCUUCUGCAGAGGAACCUGUGCCCAGUGUGGAGGACUCUCCAGUACAUGAAGAUGGGUGUGACAGUGCUUCAGUAUCAGAGAAUGACUCCAAACCAAGAGAGAGGACUUCCCUUGUGGACAGUACAGAGGAGUUUGAGAUAAUAGACAGCACUGGGGAAGAUGAUGAUGACUUGAGUGAUCUUCCACUUCUGGAAUCCGUAGUGAAUGAGGGAUCAGGCAAAACACAGACUGAAUCAAGUGAGCAGAGAGAAAAUGGUGCGGACGGAAAAGGGCCAGAAGAAGAGUGGCUAGAUAUUCUAGGUAAUGGGCUUCUAAAAAAGAAAGUAUUGACUCCAGGCAAGGGUCCUGAAAGCAGACCACGAAAGGGACAAGAUGUCACUGUGCGAUUGAAGACCUCCCUAGAAGAUGGUGGUGUUGUAGAAGACCCUGGUUCCUUCACUUUCACUUUGGGAGAUGGUGAUGUGAUCCAGGCUCUGGACCUUUGCGUGCAGCUUAUGGGGACUGAGGAAACUGUACUUAUUGAUGCCAACUCUAAAUAUUGCUAUGGGAAGGAAGGCAGGAGUCCAGAUAUCUUGCCCAAUGCCAACCUUGUCCUUGAGGUGACUCUGCUUGAUGUAAAAGAUGGUCCAGACUUGGAGCUCCUGACUGGGCAGGAAAAGCUGGCCUUGGCUAAUAAGAAGCGGGAACGUGGAAAUUUCUAUUACCAGCAAGCAGACUAUGUGUUUGCUAUAAACUCUUAUGAUAUCGCCCUGAAGAUUGUUAACUCCAGCUCCAAAGUUGAUUUCACACCUGAAGAGGAGGAGGAAUUAUUGGAUGUUAAAAUGAAGUGUCUGAAUAACCUGGCAGCUUCACAGCUAAAGCUAGACCACUAUGAGGCUGCCCUGAAGUCCUGUAACAUGGUGCUGGAGCAGCAGCCAGAAAAUAUUAAGGCCUUGUUCAGGAAGGGAAAGGUCCUGGCCCAGCAAGGAGAAUACACAGAGGCUAUAGCCAUCCUAAGAGAGGCAUUGAAAUUAGAGCCAACUAAUAAGACAAUCCACGCCGAGCUUUCCAAGUUGGUGAAGAAACAUGCAGACCAGAAGAAUGUAGAAACUGCCAUGUACAAGAAGAUGCUGGGAAAUGUGAGCACUUCCACCAGCAAGCCCACCCGAAAGUCUUCUUGGACUAUUUCCUGGAAGUGGCUCUUCGGGGCUACAGCCAUAGCAAUAGGAGGUGUAGCCCUUUCUGUUGUGAUAGCGGCCCGCAAUUAAGGUGGCAUCCUUUGAUUGAGGACAGAAGCCAUUUUCUGUACUGCGAAGAUCUAGAGGCAUCAAAAUUUCUUCUACCUUUACUCUGAAAGAAAUUCUCUUUAAGGUGCCGUGUGCAAUUGAUAAAGAUAUUCUAUGUGAUACUUAGAAACUAUUUUUCUGAACUAAUGCCUUCUCGUGUGUCGCCUGUCAAUUACUGUGAAACAGUGCAGCUUCAUCACAGAGUGCUAGAGAAGCUACAGACCUGGGAUGAACUCCAUACAGUGCUUGAUGUACCUGGAGAAGGAGGAGAAUGUUCUUGUUCUGUAUAUUUAGUGAAAUGUUUAUUCCAAAUUCUUCAGAGGAUUGUUUCCGCUAAAGAAUGUUGAGGUCGGUCUGUGGCGGCGGCAGGAGCUGAUCCGUAGCUACGUUCUGCCCAAGAGACUCUGCACUGCAUCGUAAGGCAUCUUCACAAUCAAGUCAUUUUGGUAGUUGUUGCACAGUCAUUGAAAUAGAAGACCCUGCAGGUUACAUGCUGGACCUCCAGGAAAUAUAGGUGGCCCCAGUACGUAGUGCUCUCUGAAUAUUCAAGAUUAUUUUGGAAAUGAAAGCUAGAUGUAUAUUUAUUAAAUAAAGUUUAAUAAUGGCCUCUGCAUGCAACCUCAGAUGGAAUGGAUUGUAAAUCUAAGGUUUUCCUUAGUUGAUAGUACUUUAAUGGGACCAUCCGCCCUGCGAUUCUAGAAAACCCUGUGGGACCACAUUCCAUUAACCCUAUCAGUCUGCAUUGUUUGCACCUGUUGACAUACUAGUAUGGAUUUGGCAUUGCCAUAUUUAAAAAAAUAAAAAUCCUUCUGUUGAGUCUUCAGUCCAAGUGUCAGUGAUUACAGGCCAUUAAAAUAAUUGGAUUCGCACAGGGGCAUGGUGCCAUUUGGUGAACUUUUAAAGGGAAUGUGUCGUAAGCAUUUAGACCACCAAACCACCACCCUCCUGUUAUCUAGGCCAGUUCACAAUGAUGAUCUUCUAUAUUAGGAAUCGGCAACCUCCGACACUCCAGCUGUUCUGAAACGACAACUCCCCGAAUUCUCAUUUCACUUCUAUGGAAGUUACAAGAACAGCCGAUCAAGUGUGCA